Mycena indigotica is the source of this 1749-nucleotide messenger RNA. RefSeq names its product Serine protease S53. NCBI's taxonomy places the organism in Eukaryota, Fungi, Basidiomycota, Agaricomycetes, Agaricales, Mycenaceae. Gene Ontology annotation, biological process: proteolysis. The coding region runs from base 13 to 1749 and encodes 578 amino acids. Gene Ontology annotation, molecular function: tripeptidyl-peptidase activity; serine-type endopeptidase activity. The record is from RefSeq and is a predicted model, not a curated record. The transcript is spliced from 13 exons.
CUCCGGCCUCCCAUGCGUCUCCUCUCCUUUGUCGCUCUCGCUGCCUACCUGGCCGUUGCCUCUGCCAGCGUCAGUCCGCUGAAUGGCAGGGCAAUGGUUGUGCACGAGACCGUGAAAGCGAUCCCACGCGGAUUCGCCCAUGCCGGGUCCGUGGCACCGUCGCAAGAGGUCACGCUCCGCAUUGCGCUCGCGCAUACCGACAUUACUGCCCUCGAGAAGGUCACCUACGACAUUUCCAAUCCUGCCAGCGCGAAUUACGGCCAGCAUCUCACGGCCGAGAAGAUUGCGGAAUACGUCAAGCCGCCAGCAGAGACACUCUCCGCCGUAAACGCCUGGCUCGACUCGCACGGCAUUUCAGCCAAGUCCGUGUCUGCCGCCGGAGAUAUCCUGCAAAUCACCGUCCCUGUAAAGACUGCCAACAGUCUGCUCGCAGCAGACUUUGUUCAAUUCCAGCACAUCGAGAGCGGCAAGAAGAGCGUACGCACGCUGAAAUACUCGGUGCCGGCAGAGUUGCAGUCGAGCAUCAAGUUUAUCCACCCAACUGUCGCGUUUGUGCCCCCGCUCAAGGGCAUUCCCGGUGUUACCGCCAUCAACCACGUUCCGGAGACUAAACGCGAGGAGUUUGUUGAACUGCAAGGACGCGCGGUCCCGUCGAGUUGUGCCAGUAUUGUCACUCCCGCUUGCGUGCAGGCAUUGUACGGUGUUCCAGCGACCAAAUCCAACCACAGUGCUACGGGAAACACGCUUGGUGUCUCAGGCUACAUCGAUCAAUUCGCUAACUCCAAUGACCUGGCUUUGUUCCUCCGGAAUCUCAACCCUACCUUCUCUGGCUCGACCUUUAGCACCAGCCUAAUCGAUGGUGGUCAGAAUACGCAGACUACAUCGCAAGCGGGUAUUGAAGCCGACUUGGACGUUGAGUACACAGUUGGUAUUGCUGGAGGUGUCCCUGUUACUUUCAUUUCUGUCGGUGACCAGACCAUAGACGAUAUCUCCGGCUUUGUGGACAUUACCAACUUCAUCCUCUCCCUUCCCGUCGCGACACGUCCAACGGUUCUGACAACCAGCUAUGGUUUCAACGAGCCAGAUCUGCCAAUCGAACUUAACGUCGAGAUGUGUAAUGCUUACAUGCAACUCGGUGCUGCUGGUGUAUCGGUUCUCUUUGCCUCCGGUGACGGUGGAGUUGGUGGAGUCCAAACUACGGAGUGUACUUCCUUCGUCCCGACCGCACCUGGUGGAUGCCCCUUCAUCACCUCCGUUGGCGGUGUCACUGGUGUACCCCCGCAGACUGCCGCCUCGCUUUCAGGCGGAGGUUUCUCCAACCAUUUCGCCACGCCCGAUUUCCAGCUUGGCGAUGUGCAAUCCUACCUCGCAGGCAUUGGUGACCAGUAUGCCGGGCUCUAUAACGCAACCGGCCGUGGUUUGCCUGAUGUCGCAGCCUCCGCAGAAAGCGUCGAGAUCGCCUGGCAGGGUAGCUUCUGGCUUGUCGACGGCACGUCGUGCGCCUCCCCGAUCUUCGCGUCCAUCAUCUCGCUUGUAAACGACCGCCUCCUCGCAGCGGGCAAGCCUGUUCUCGGCUUCCUCAACCCAUUCCUGUACAGUCCCGCCGGCAGGGCCGCGUUUACCGAUGUUACCACCGGUACUAACCCGGGUUGUAAUACCAAUGGCUUCUCCGCGAAAGCUGGCUGGGACCCAGUUACGGGUCUUGGUACACCCAACUUCAAUCUGCUGCUGGCGGCUGCUGGUUUGUAA